CACGAGCGCAUCAACAUGGACUUCGACAAGCGCGCCGCCGCCAUCAAGAAACUACAUGAAGAGACAAGGGCAACCAUACAAGAACAUGUUCUUCGUCAAGCCAACCGCCUCAAUGCCAAGAAGAAGGCAAGGAUAUUCGAAGAAGGAGACCUCGUUUGGAUCCACCUCCGAAAGGAAAGGUUCCCUCAUGAGCGCAACUCCAAGCUCAAGCCAAGAGGAGAUGGCCCCUUCAAGGUCCUCAAGCGCAUCAACGACAACGCUUACGUCAUCGACAUACCAACAUCCAAGUACUUGGUGAGCAACACGUUCAACGUCUCGGACUUGUCACCCUAUCAUGGAGAUGAGGAGGUGCAAGAGUCGAGGACGACUCUUUCCCAAGGGGGGGGAGAUGAUGUAGCCCCGGUCACCGACGUCGCUACACCAAGACCAACAAGUCCCCCAAGUGGACCGAUGACACGAGCCCGAGUUAAAGCGCUACACGAUAAGGUGAACUCUAUCCUCGCUACUCUUGACCUUGAUACACCGUUGGACGGAAUGCUACCUCAUGCCGACACUCUGUGUGUUAUUAGGUACAAGGAUCAUCAAGGAUACGAGGAACAGGAGGCACCAUUCAUCAAGGAAGAAGAAGCUAAAGCCAAUGGACUAAAGGAAGAAGAAAGAAAGAAGGAAGAAGAAGAAAGGAAGAAAAAGGAACAAGAAAAAGAGAAGAGAGUGGAGCCUCCAGGGAAGAGGAGGCCGGAGCCUCCAGGCAAAGAGGGGCCGGAGCCUCCACCCCUGGCCGCGCGCGUGGAGGGAAGACCGGUAGUACCGGCCCCUCCUGGCCGGUACUACCGGCGGGCACUGAGCGGAGCCUCCAAGGGCGCCCGCGGGGAUGAUGAGGAGGCCGGUACCUCCGGCCAUGGUACCGGCCGGGGUACCGCUCGCGCGCCCAGGCCCCCGGCAUACUUUGCCUCGAAUUGA
Messenger RNA from Lolium perenne, 960 nucleotides. The record is from RefSeq and is a predicted model, not a curated record. Lineage: Eukaryota; Viridiplantae; Streptophyta; Magnoliopsida; Poales; Poaceae.